Messenger RNA from Punica granatum (pomegranate), 2566 nucleotides. NCBI's taxonomy places the organism in Eukaryota, Viridiplantae, Streptophyta, Magnoliopsida, Myrtales, Lythraceae. The record is from RefSeq and is a predicted model, not a curated record.
GAACUACCCAACCUGAAUAAACAAACCCACCAUCUCCAUUUCCAUGUCCAUUCUGUGAAUUCAAUGGCUGCCUCAGAAAACUAAUCAACCAACCCUCCUCCUCCUCCUCCUUCGGCCCACCCCUCUAGUCUCUCCUUUCUGCAAGUUCCGGCUGACCCUUCACCAGUCUGCUCGCAGAGAUCCCAUCCUUUCUCCACCAUGAAGAAGCAGAAGACGGCCCACCGCGGACAGGAGCUGGGGCAGGAGCUCAAGCUCAACCCCUUCGAUUUUCUCUCGGAGGAGAUCGUCUUCACCAUCCUAGACCUCCUCGGCGACAACCCACUUGACAAGAAGUCAUUCUCCCUCGUCUGCAAGUCCUUCUACUCCAUCGAGUCCAGCCACCGCCGCGCACUCCGCCCGCUCCGCCCCGACCACCUCCCCAAGAUCCUCGCCCGCUACCCCAACACGGCGCGCCUCGACCUCACCCUCUGCCCCCGGGUCACCGACGCGUCCCUCGCGGUGGUGUCCAGCUCGUGCGGGCCCUGCCUCCGCUCCAUCGAUCUGUCCAGGUCGAGAUUCUUCUCCGCGACGGGGCUCUCGCAGCUGGCCGCCAGGUGCGGGAACCUGGUGGAGGUCGACCUGUCGAAUGCGAGGGAGCUUCGGGACCCCGGUGCGGCAGCGCUGUCGGGAUUGAGGAACCUCGAAAGGCUGUGGCUUGGGAGGUGUAAGCUGAUCACCGACAUGGGCGUUGGGUGUAUCGCGGUCGGCUGCCGGAAGCUGAAGCUGCUGAGCUUGAAAUGGUGCCUUGGGGUUGGUGACUUGGGGGUGGGGUUAGUUGCCGUUAAGUGUAGGGAGAUCAGGAACCUUGAUUUGUCUUACCUCCCGAUUUCAAACAAAUGUUUACCGUCCAUCAUGAAGUUGCCGUAUCUUGAGGAUUUGAUACUGGAAGGGUGUUUUGGUAUUGACGACAACAGUCUUGCUGCAGUUAAACAAGGUUGCAAGUCACUCAAGGCCCUUGAUAUUUCGAGCUGUCAGAACAUAAGUCAUGUCGGGCUAUCCUCCAUAGCAAGCAGCACCGAAGGUCUACAGCAACUCACCCUCGCAUACGGGUCACCGGUCACUGCUCCUCUUGCUGCGAGCUUAAAGAAACUAAUCAUGCUGCAAUCGAUCAAAUUAGAUGGCUGCUCGGUCACAUGUUCUGGCCUGAAAGCCAUAGGGAGCUGCUUUGUUUCAUUGAGAGAGCUGAGCUUAAGUAAAUGCUCCGGGGUGACCGAUGAAGGAUUCUCCUUCCUUGUGACGAGACAGAAGCAGUUGAAGAAGCUCGACAUCACUUGCUGUCGCCAAAUAACCGAUGUUUCUAUAGCCCAUGUCACAAGCUCUUGUACAGGUCUCACUUCACUCAGAAUGGAGUCCUGCUGUCUUGUCUCAAAAGAGGCGUUCGUCUUGAUUGGUCAGCGAUGCCAUUCCCUCGAGGAGCUUGACCUGACUGAUAAUGAAGUUGAUGAUGAAGGCCUCAAAUCCAUUGGAAGAUGUUCCAGACUCACUGUUUUGAAGCUAGGAAUUUGCCUGAACAUUACCGAUGAAGGGCUGACACAUAUUGGCAGAUCCUGCUCAAAGCUUGUAGAGCUUGAUUUAUACCGGUCUGCAGGAAUAUCCGGGUCGGGCAUUCAACCGAUUGCAUGUGGUUGUCCCAAUCUUGAGCUGAUCAACACGUCAUAUUGCUAUGCCAUCAAUGAUGCUGCCCUGAGGUCUCUCUCGAAAUGCAUGAGACUGAACACAUUAGAGUGCCGGGGAUGUCCACUCAUCACAUCCUUGGGUUUGGCGGCGAUUGCCAUUGGGUGCAAGCAACUCGCCAAGUUGGACAUAAAGAAAUGUCACCUCAUUGAUGAUGCCGGCAUGAUCCCACUCGCUCACUUCUCUCAGAACCUUCGGCAGAUAAACCUGUCAUACACUUCAGUGACAGAUCUGGGCCUCUCAUCUCUAGCCAGUAUAAGCUGUCUCCAGAGCAUGACGAUCUUGCACCUGAAGGGCCUGACCCCGUGGGGCCUAGCAGCAGCUCUCCUGGCCUGUGGGGGGCUAACGAAAGUGAAGCUCCAUGCCACCUUCAAAAUGCCCCUUCCCCAGAGCCUCUUCGAGCACUUGGAAACGCGGGGCUGCGUGUUUCACUGGAGAGACAAGGCCUUUCAGGUCCAAAUUCUAAAAGAAGCUGAAUUGGACCCGAAGUCUUGGAGACUGAAAUUGGAAGAUAUUGUGCCGUAGGAGAUUUUACAAGCUCUCUACUACGGGAUGAAGAGAAAUCAAGGAAUUGCAAAUUUGCUGAAGUCUUGUUUGCACUGAACUUAGGGUGGGUAUGCGUUUUUCCUAAGCGUCCUGCAGCAUAGAUAGCCGUUGCUGUGUGUGAUGUGGUCGGAGUAUAAAUGAACUCAGCUUUAAGUUCACUUACUCGGAAGAGUUUUUGAGCUCAGUUUGCAUUUAUACUGCUGCGAAAGAUUUUGUACCAUCUCCCUUAUCUGUCGGAGGUUCUUUUCCUUCCUAAUCAAGAACAAGAGAUGAAAUGGGAAAGAUUCGGCAAAUACUCUUCUCUUGA